AUGUUUGGUUCUUCUAAUGCUUUUGGACAAUCCUCCAAUAGCAGUCUAAGUCUAUUUGGAAGCCAAACUCAAUAUGUGUUUGGUCAGACCAAUAACGCAAGUAGUAACCCCUUUGCUCCGAAACCCUUUGGCGCACAAACAGGAAGUUCAACCGGUGUGUUUGGUCCACCUCAAGCUUUCUCCUCUUUUGGUGCUUCAUCACAAACGUUUGGGAGCUCUACUUUAGCUUUUGGUGGUUUUGGACACAACAAGUCUUUUGGCUUCUCAAUGCCUCAGUCAACUACUUUCGGAAGCACCAUACAACAAUCACAGUCUGCAUUUGGCAACAAUGCUUUUAGUGCAUCAAGCACGCCUGCCUUUGGCAACAAUGCUUUUGGCUCUGGUGGUGCAUCAGGUAUUCCUACUUUUGGGCCAUCAAGUACCCCAUCUUUUAGUUUUGGCUCUGGAAGUGCAUUGAGUACUCCUACUUUUGGGGCAUCAAGUACUCCAUCUUUUAGUUUUGGCUCUGGAGGUGCAUCGAGUACUCCUACUUUUGGGGCAUCAAGUACUCCAUCUUUUAGUUUUGGCUCUGGAGGUGCAUCGAGUACUCCUACUUUUGGGGCAUCAAGUACCCCAUCUUUUAGUUUUGGCUCUGGGGGUGCAUCUACUCCUACUUUUGGGCCAUCAAGCACCCCAUCUUUUCGUUUUGGAUCCUCCCCUGCUUUUGGACAGUCUACCUCAGCAUUUGGUAGCACUUCCUUUGAUUCUACACAACCACCGUUUGGAGCCCUAGGAGCACAGGCUUCGACCCCAACGCUUGGAGGUCAACAAGUGGGUAGUAGGGUCAUACCUUAUGCACCUACAACUGAGGGCGGUGGUAACCAACCUGGUGGGAAGCUAGUAUCUCUAUCUGCUAAGGAUGUAUACAAAAAUAAAACCCAUGAGGAGCUUAGGUGGGAGGACUACCAGCGAGGAGAUAAAGGUGGCAAACUUCCUACCGGUCAAUCUCCUAGACCAACUUCAUCAACUACCACAUCCUUUUUUGGACCAUCCCCUGGUUUUGCAACAACCACGACGCCGCCAUUUGGUUCAUCGAGCAUUCCCGGAUUUAGCUCUUCUCCAUCAAUUUUUGCUUCAACUCCAGCAUUUAGCAUUGGUUGGAAUUUUAGCAACAGUCAGUCAUCUCCGUUGUUUAGUUCAAACCCCUCAUCUGGACAAACUAAUAGUGGUUCUAAAUUUGGACAGACUAGUUUUGUGUUUGGACAGAAUACUAAUCCUGCAUUUGCCCAAACUAACAAUAUCAGUAUACCUUCCCCUGGAUCCGGGACUCUGUUCUCAAGCUCUUCAUCCUUAACUAGCAGCAACUCUCCUCCCUUUGGUCAAACACCAGGUGGUUUUGGUUUCAACAACUUUGGUCAAACCCAAAUAGCUAAUCCAACUGGCCUUACAUGUGCAAUGGAAACUUUCAAUCAAAGCAACUUUGAACAAGUGCCUGCCUCGGCUAACUCUCUUGUUAUGCAACAACCAAUCCCUGUUACAAACCCAUUUGGAACGGUUCCUCAAGGUGGAAAAUCAACUUGGAUUCAGUAUGGAAUCUCCAGCAUACCUGUCGUUGAUAAACCUUCUCCUGUUAGAAUAUCACAACCACUCCUGACUUCUCAAAGGCGGGUCUGGACUACCAAGCUACCUGCAAGAAAGUAUCGUCCUGGCGAUGAUGGUCCCAAGGUUCCAUUUUUUCAGUGA
Molecule: messenger RNA, 1722 nt
Organism: Arabis nemorensis
Lineage: Eukaryota; Viridiplantae; Streptophyta; Magnoliopsida; Brassicales; Brassicaceae
Source: the annotation of a GenBank genome assembly